AUGGACUUGGUGGAAAGCCAACGUAACAUCCUCAGACUUACACCUAGAUUCAAUAGCUUGGUCAUUGGUAAGGAUGAGAGGAUAUACAAGGUAUAUCAAAAUAUGAUUGUUACUAUACCUACACUUACUCCUAGUUCAUCCUCUCGUCUGGGGAAAGAGGGUAUCGAGGAGUAUAAAAUAUGUACGAUAUAUGACAACAAUCGUUCCCACCAAGUAUAUACCAUCUAUCCGCCCAUCUAUCACACCCUCACAAUCCUCCACAGUGAGGAUAUAAUGAUUUAUAUCGACAUAGAAGGAUUUAUCCAUCGUUACAAGUUUCACUCGUACGGGACGCAAACUUAUGAAUAUGCCAAUGGAGGUAUUGAGAUCCCCUCAGAAGAUUGGAUUCAAACUGAGACUUUGGAUCGAGUCAAGCUGGAUUUGAUGGAAGAUGACAAGAUGGUCGUUGAUCUGAGUGUAGGUAGGUGGUUGAUCUAUGAUUAUAAGACUGGCGAACUACUUCAACGUUUCCCACCCAACAAUCGUAUUUGGUCAAGUUGCCAAGGGUCACUCAUUACUAAAGAGGGAUUGAUGAUUGGUUUGGAUGUGCCUAGAUUGGCAUGGAUGGGUAACGAUCGAUUAAAGGAUGCCUCCUUGGCUAUCUUCAGUCUUUCGAGCCCUCUGACCGCCCCAUACCUUCCCCAACUUCUCUUAGAGCUUCCAACACCUUAUCGUCUUCUCAAACAAAGUAUCAAGACCCUCUGGGAUAUCCCCGCAAAAGUGAAAAUCAUUAUUCCUCCCUCAACCCCUCCGCGCUUACAUGAUGCCACCAACCCCUCUUUCGUCCGAAUCAGCAUUCCAUUCAAAUUAGUCCCAGGAGUAAGCUAUGAGCUCAACCUCGUCAUACCUAUCAAACAAUUACCUUUGAUCAAAAUUGAAAAUCGAAUCAAACCAUGGAUCAAAGGUAGGACUUGGCGUUAUCCUACUAACCCGUUCGAUGGGGUUGAAAGUAUCAAGUGGGAUAAUUGGAAAAGUAGAUGUCUGGUGUAUAUCGAAAGGGCUCAAGCGUCCAUCUCAACCCAAAAUCCGAUCAGGCCUUUGUCAUUGCACAGUGAAGAAUGUCAAAUCGGACCCAGGUCGUAUCGAGUCGAUAAUAACCUCCUUGCCAAGAAAGGUCAACUGAAUUUGGAGAUUACAGAUUUCGAUUUUCAUGAGAUUGGACAAAAAGGUAAUGAAUAUGGUGCUCUCAAAGGUAUAGAAAUGGACAUGGCUCCACAAGAUGGUCAAAGACCGAACAAACCUCGUACUGCACCUCGAUAUUACAAGAUCUCCAAACAAGAAGGCACUGCCAACUUGCCCCGUACGUUGAAUUGUUCAGGUUACUUCUUCUUGGGAUAUCCGGGAGGGAUGGAACAUUUCUUAGGAGAUGAGAACGGUACAAGAUUGGUCAUUCAACAGAAGGGAAAUGAGAGAAUAUGGAUCAUCGAUUUCGGGUCAUAA
Molecule: messenger RNA, 1479 nt
Organism: Kwoniella mangroviensis CBS 8507
Lineage: Eukaryota; Fungi; Basidiomycota; Tremellomycetes; Tremellales; Cryptococcaceae
Exons: 5
Coding region: 1-1479 (492 amino acids)
Source: RefSeq, a predicted model, not a curated record